AAAAACAUCAACAUUUAUAAUUUUAGGGGUUACAAAAUUGGAUCUCUGUUUGUUAUUAGGGAUUAACAAAGUAAAUAAUUAGGUUUUUUGUUUUGUUAAUAAUCCUAAUUUUCCACUGAAUUCAUCAUAUUCACUGUUCAACUACUGUCAGUCAUAUUCCUCCAUUGGGCUCUUCUUCUUCAGUAUUUCUACCUACUUAACUUUUUGUCAGUAGAGUCACUCUCAGUUGAAAAACACUGCUCAGCACAAUAAUACUGCACAACAGACAGAACACAAGGGAUCUAAUCUAAUCUGAGAGUUGAGUUGAGUUGAGUAAAUGGGGUGAAUUUAAUGGAAGAAGAUGAAGAACAGCAGAUGGAGAUGAUGAUGAUGAUCAUCAUCUUUAGUACCUGCUGAUCCAGAUUUCUUUUCACAUAGUUGGGAAUUUCAGUGUGAUUCAGUUCUUAGUUGUUUGGGAGAUCAAAUUGACGAAUCGUAUUGCCAGUUGAUGAUUCAGUGAAGCGAAUUGUAGUACUAAGGAAACUCCAAUAUAAUCAACAGCAGCCAGUUCUUAAACUCCAAAUUGGUUAAUAUUUGCAAUCGCUGGUAUAUUGGAAGAGUGGGAGAGCGACAUUUAUAGGUUUAAAGGACAGCUUUAAUACCCAAUUAGUUGGGUUUUAAAGCUGUUUUGAGUGUGAUCUGGCUUGGCUUGAUUACUUGGAUUUGUAUAUUAGAUACAGGAAUCACACUUUUGGCAAAUCAGAACAGAUUUUUUGGUUAUUUUUGGCUGGAGUCAUGGCGUCGUCUAUGUUACAUGGUGAAUCGAGACGGUUGUAUUCCUGGUGGUGGGAUAGUCAUAUUAGCCCAAGGAAUUCAAGAUGGCUACAGGAUAAUCUAACAGAUAUGGAUGCUAAGGUCAAAGCGAUGAUCAAGCUCAUAGAAAUAGAUGCAGAUUCUUUUGCAAAGAGGGCUGAUAUGUACUACAAGCAACGACCUGAACUUAUGAAACUGGUUGAGGAAUUCUACCGUGCAUACCGUGCUUUGGCAGAAAGAUAUAAUCAAGCAACAGGAGAUCUUCGGCAAGCUCAGAAACAAAUGGCAGAAGCAUUCCCAGACCAGGUUCCUUUUGGGAUGGCAGAUGAUUCACCCACAGGAUCUUCAGUUAGUGAUGGGGGGCCUCAUACUCCUGAGAUGCCACAUCCUCUGCGUGCAUUGCUUGAUCCUGGUGACUUUUCCUUAACUGGCAAAGAAGGGUUGAAGAUACUCAAUGAGAUGUUUGGACCAGAAGGAGUCUCUCGUCAUGCCAAAUUUGGUGAAGGAAAAGUGAGGAAAGGUCUGAAAUUUCAUGAUGAAGAUGCAGAUCAUAAGUCAACUAAUGGAUCCGGGGAUUUCUCGAAUCACGAUGGGAAAAAUGAUGUAUCCGAGUUGUCAAAUGAAAGCCACAACGUCAAGAAUCGGAUAAUGUCUGAAUCUGAAGAAGUGGGUCAAGCUGAGAUCAAAAUUCAGACCCUAACAGAAGCCCUAGCAAAAUUAGAAGCCGAAACAGAAGCAAGUCUUCUUCAGUACCGUCAGAGUUUGGAUAGGUUAUGUAGUUUGGAGGCUGAAGUUUCUCGUGCACAUGAGGACUCCAAAGGACUGACUGAGCGAGCAGAUAAAGCUGAAAGUGAAGUCGAAUCCCUUAAACAGUCUCUUGCUAGAUUAGAGGAUGAAAAAGAAGCUGGUCUUCUUCAAUAUCAACAUUAUUUGGAUAUAAUAUCUAAUCUGGAAAGAAAAAUCUCUCUCGCUGAUGAGGAAGCUGCAAGACUUAGUCAGCGAGCUUCCGAAGCAGAAGCCGAAGUGCAGUUCUUGAAGCAAGCUCUGGCAAAACUAGAAUCUGAAAAAGAAGCUGGUCUUGUCCAAAUCCAGAAAUAUUUAGAGAUGAUAUCUUAUCUGGAGAUGAGAGUUUCACAGGCAGAGGAGAAUGUGGAGCGACUAAAUGGCCAAGCAAGUGAAGCUGAAAAUGAAACCCAAAGACUUAAGGAAGACGUUGCUAUAUUAAAAUCCGAGAAAGAAGCCUGUCUUGUACAGUACAAUCAGAGUUUGGAAACCAUAUCUAAUCUAGAGACCAGAAUUUCUCAGGCGGAAGAUGAUGCUGAAGUUGUAAAUGGGCGAGUUACUGAAGCCGAAGCUUCAGCUCAAACCCUGAAGGAAGCUCUUUCGAUAUCAGAACUUGAUAGAGAAUCCAGUCUUGCACAAUACAAUCAGUGUUUGGGGACUAUUUCUAAUCUAGAGAUCAAACUCCGUCGUGCUGAGGAGGAUGCUUUAAGACUUAGCGAGAGAGCUGAAAAGGGGGAAAGCGAUGUCCAGUCUCUGAAUCAACUUGUUGCUACGUUACAGGAAGAGAAGGAAACAGCUGCGCUUCAGUAUCUCAGUUGUUUGGGGACAAUAUCUAAUUUGGAGACUGACCUCAUUGGUGCCCAAGAUGAGGUGAAAAACCUGAGGAGUGAGAUUGCUAAGGUAGUUUCGGAGUUACACGGUACUGAAAAGCAUAAUCUUCAUUUAGAGAAUUCACUUUCUGAUGUGAAUGCACAAGUAGAAGGGUUGAGGGCGAAAGUAAAAGUAUUCGAGGGGUCGUGUUUGUCUCUUCAGGAAGAAAAACUUACCCUUGUUGCUGAGAAGUCCAACCUAGUUUCUCAGUUGGAGAUUGUUAUGGAGAAAGUUGGGAGGUUGUCAGAGAAAAACACUCUAUUGGAGAAUUCUCUCUCUGCUGCAAACGUUGAACUCGACGGGUUAAGAAAUAAAUCAAACAGCUUAGAAGAAUCUUACCGAUCUGUUGACAGUGAGAGAGCGUUUCUUCUUACUGAAAGAGACACUCUCUUGUCCAAUUUAGAAAGUAUUCAGAAAAGGCUUGAAGUUCUGGAGAGCAACUACGCAGAACUAGAAGAAAACUACUCAAAUCUGAAGAAGGAGAAGAUAUCCACAAUUCAACAAGUAGAGGAACUCCGCAAGUCCUUGAAUCUAGAAAAGCAAGAACAUGUAAACUUCGUUCAGUCUAGUGAGACCCGGCUAGCUCGUCUGGAAGACCAAAUUGUACACGUGCAAGAAGAAGGCUAUUGGAGAAAGAAAGAAUUUGAGGAUGAACAAGAUAAAGCAAUCAAGGCUCAAGUUGAGAUCUUUAUCCUCCAAAGAUCAAUCCAAGACAUGGAAGAAAAGAACUUUUCUUUGAUGAUUGAGUGUCAAAAAUACUACGACGCAUCAAAAUUAUCAGAGAAAGUGAUCUCGCAACUGGAACAGGAGUCGUUUGAACAACAUGUGGAAGUCAAUUCCUUGAUAAACCAACUUGAAAUUCUGAGAAUGGGACUUCAUGAAAUUUUGAGGUCACUUGAAGUUGAAACAGAUCGUGAGUGCGAAGAAGAUAAGUUGCUUCUCCAGAAAGUUUUGCAAAAAAUUGAUGAUGUCGGGAGUUCUUUAUUGGCAAGCCAGGAGGAAAACCAGGAACUUCUGUUUGAGAAGUUCGUUCUUGAAACUUUGUUAGGACAGCUGAGAUUAGAGGCAGUUGAUCUGGAGUGUACAAAAAAUACUGUUGAUCAAGAGUUGAAGAUGAGGUCCGAGGAGCUAAAGAUGCUGCACGACGAGAAACAAGAACUGUUGGAGAUGAACUGGCAACUGAGAGUGGGAGUAAGAGAAGGGGAAGAUAGGGAGAAAGGACUAAAGGUUGAGAUGGACCACCUACAUACGAUGUUGUCAGAGUUGCAAGAAGAACAUCUUGUGUUACAGUGUGAAUAUUCCAGUGUACAUGAAGAAAACGAAUCGUUAGCAAAGGAAUUCUCAGAGGUCAAGGAGAAAACAAGCUUGCUAGAGGAAGAGAACAGUGUUAUUCUUGAAGAGUUACUUACUCUAGGUAACCUGUUUUCAAUUUCCAAAAGCCAUUGUGCUGAGAAGGAUGCGGAGUUAGAAAAACUUUGUAAUAAUCUUGAUCAACUUCGUGAGGUUAAACAUAAGCUUGAGAUGGAGAAUAUUACAAUUGGGGAAAAACUGGAAACUGUUGAGACAGAUAAAAUUUAUCUCCAGACUUCAGUUUUGAAGUUGGAAGAUGAACUGAGUGGUGUCAAGAAUGUAAACAGUCGGUUGCAUCAUGAGCUUCUGAGUGAAAAGGAUAUGGUGAAUCAGAAGGAUACAGAGCUUUUGGAAGCAGAGCACAAGCUCCAAGCUGCACAGAGUGAUAAUGUAGAGUUGCUUAGAAAUAUCGAGGAACUGAAGAAGGAAACUGACAUGGCUAGGCUGGUAAGAAUGGAGUUGGAGAAUCAGAAUUUUAAGCAACUAGAAGAGAAUACUCAUCAGAUCAAGGAGAUUAGAUCGCUUCGAGAGGCACACGACGAGUUCGAAUUAGAUUUGGCUAAUUUACGUGAAGAGGUUAAUGAUUGCAAAACUAGAGAAGCUUUUCUGAGUGUUCAGCUACAAAAUGAGAUCCAAGCACGGGAAGCCGAGGCCGCAGAGAUGUUUAGUGAGCUUCAGAUCUCCACAAUCUGCUCUCAGCUAUUCGAAAAUAAAGUGCACGAGGCCUUUGCAGCAAAUAAGAAUCUUGCAGAAGAAGGUAUUCUAAAUCAAGCAGAAAUUGAACACCUUAAAGAAAGGCUUCGUGUUUUAGAGGGUGAAAGUGCAGGACUAAAAUCAAAUUUAGCUGCAUAUAGCCCGGUCAUUGUUUCUCUGAGGGAUAGUGUAACGUGUCUUGAAGAUCAUGCACUUUCUCAAGCAAAGAGCCCGGAAGGUGGUAAGCAGUUACAGAUUCAGGAUGAAGAGUUUCCAGAUAGCUAUUAUGAACCGAAUGGUAUAACUUCUCCUGAAGAUCAUGCACUUUCUCAAGCACAGAGCCGGGGAGGUGGUAAGCAGUUACAGAUUCAGGAUGAAGAGUUUGCAGAGAGCUGUUAUGACCCAAAUGACGACCAAAAUUUGUUGGUGGUAGAUGGAGUUUCCGAGUUGAAGGAGUUGCAGGCUAGGGUUAAAUUAUUGGAGAAGGCACUUGUGGAAAUGGUGAAGCUCUCAAAGCAGGAAGCCUUAGCUGCCAGUGCUAGACUCGAGGCUGCAUUGAAAGAGGCUGAAGAGCUGAGAUCCAAAAGUAGUAUUGUUCGAGAAAUAGUCCAGACGAGUGGGGUUACUGUUGCUAUGCACUUGGAAAAUGAGGAGCUUGGCAAUGAACACAGGAAUGUCAAUGCGCAGAAAGCUGAAGCUGAAACCUCUAAAGUAAGAAAUAGUGUUUCAAUGAAAGAUAUUCCACUCGAUCAGAUGUCGGAAUGUUCAUCAUACGAUCACGGAUUUGGUUCACACGGAGUAAGCAGGAGAGAAAAUGCGGAAACUGAUGACCAGAUGCUCGAGCUGUGGGAAACCAGCGACCAUGAUUACAGCAUUGAUACAAUAGUCAAUAAACCACAAAAGAUGAAACGUGUGUUAACCCGAGAACGUCCCGCCCAGCAGCAAAUUAUUGCAGUGGAUGAGCAGAGAAGUCGAAAUCCCUCUUCCGAGUUUGAAGUUGAGAAGGAGCUCCGAGUGGACAGCCUAGCGGUAUCCAAGAGAAUCACAGUGCCACGUGAAGAUGCAAACAAAAGAAAGAUCCUGGAAAGACUUUCUUCUGAUUCGCAAAAAUUGAUGAAUCUUCAGAUAACCAUCCAAGAUUUGCGAAAGAAGAUAGAGAAGUCUAAGAAGAGUAAGAAAACAAGGUUUAUCGAGUACAACAACGUCAAGGAGCAGCUACAGUUAAUUGAGGAAGCAACCAUGCAGUUAGUAGAUGUGAAUGGUACUUUGAUUAAAAAUGCUGAAGAAAGUCCUCUUCCCUCUGAUCGUAGAGGUUUCCAAGAGCCUGAAGAGAGUGGAAAACUUCAAAGACGAAGAGUUUUGGAACAGGCGCGAGAAGGGUCUGAAAAGAUUGGACAGUUGCAAUUGGAAAUGCAGAAGAUCCAGUUUAUUCUGCUGAAACUUGAGGGUGAAAAUGAUGUCAAAGGAAUAAACGUUGCAAAGAAAAGUACUGGAGUUUUAUUGCGUGAUUAUAUCUCUAGUGGUGUAAGAGGUAGUAGCCAGGGGCGAAAGAAGAAGAUUCCUUGUUGCGCCUGCGUGAAGAAACCUUCAACCAAAGAUGAAUGAGGUGAUAGAGUCAGCAGCAGCAGUUUUUUCCUACCAUUUUAGCUAAUAUGAGUUGAUAAACCUUUCAGUUUUAGAUUUCUACAUUUUCCCACUGCUAGAAUAAGCUUUGUUUAGAGAUGUUUUAUUGUCUAGAAAUUAAUCUAUUAUUCUUAGUUGAUUGUUUCGAUUAUUAACCGUACGUUGCUCGUCGCUCGACUUAAUAUGGUUCAAUGCAGCUACUCAUUUAGGCUGUUUUACCUUCA
This is a messenger RNA of Papaver somniferum (opium poppy), 6335 nucleotides long. RefSeq names its product protein NETWORKED 1A-like. The record is from RefSeq and is a predicted model, not a curated record. Gene Ontology annotation, cellular component: plasma membrane. The coding region runs from base 775 to 6093 and encodes 1772 amino acids. Gene Ontology annotation, molecular function: actin filament binding. Lineage: Eukaryota; Viridiplantae; Streptophyta; Magnoliopsida; Ranunculales; Papaveraceae. The transcript is spliced from 7 exons.